AGGAAGGUUGAGAACCGCUGUGUUAGAGGGACUCGCUUCAGCUGCUGUGCAGACAGCGGACUGCAGGGCGGGUGUCAGUCAGCAAAGCAGAAACCACUCUCGGAAUCCCAGACAAGAGGAAUCAGAUCCAGGAAAGGAACGGAACUCACAGGGGACGGCGAGGCCACCCAACGAUGAGCAACAGUGGAAGCUGCUACCACUCUGAGGUUGGAUCGAUCCUGGAGGGAAAUGGUAUCCAGUGUCCGGGGCCAGGGCCACCCGCAGGCGCCAGAACCACAGAGAGGGCUGCCCGAAGGAGCGAGGUGGGGAGGCCCAGCAGAGCCAGAGCGCGAGCGGAGUACGCUGGCUCCUCCCGCCUCCCACCCUCCACUGUCCUGCUCUGGACUCCAGCUCCUGCCUGCUCUGGGCCCCUCACAGCACAGCCUCCAGCCUGCAGCUGGCAGCUGCUAGGACCAGGCGGCGGGUGCCAGGCCCUGCCCCUCCCUUGCCAACUCCGCGUCUGUGAAGGGCCACAUCAGAGUGACAGCCAGUACCAUCUCCAGCAGGGGCUGAGCUGCUGGAGCAGCGGAGAGAGCCACAGUCCCAGCCUUGCACCCCUCCAUGGGGCUGGCCAAACCCCCGAGAGGAUGGGGGCCUGGGCAGCAGGGCCAGAGCCUGGGCAGCCUAUGAGGGUGAAGCCCGAGCGCUGGAUGGCCAACACCACCGGGCUCCUCCAGGCCACCGAAGUCGCAGGCUCCAUGGGGUUGAUCCUGGCGGCCAUCGUGGAGGCAGCAGCCCUGCUGGGCAACGGCGCGCUGCUGGUGGUGGUGCUGCAUCAAGAGCCGGACUUGGGGGGGACCCUCCGCAUGCCCAAGGCCACCGGAGAGGGGGUCUGA
This is a messenger RNA of Myotis davidii, 875 nucleotides long. It is a transcript of the gene GPR62, whose product is annotated as G protein-coupled receptor 62. Lineage: Eukaryota; Metazoa; Chordata; Mammalia; Chiroptera; Vespertilionidae. The record is from RefSeq and is a predicted model, not a curated record. The transcript is spliced from 3 exons. The coding region runs from base 174 to 875 and encodes 233 amino acids.